AUGUCUCACGUUCCCCUUCGGCAGGACCCCAUUGUGAUGGUCAUAGAUUUCCACCAUGCAAGAGGCCCGGAAGUCGAGUUAUGUUUCGGAGACGAGGGAGUUGAUCCUGUGGCGGAGAACGACUGGUCUCUGUUGCCAUUCAUGGCCUUAUCAGACGGAGCGCAUCUGUCUACCGAGGAGUUCUCUUACUUCACUGUCCGCCGGAAGGAGACCGCGACACAGCCUGCCACAUCGCUCUUCGGCAUCUCCUGUUCUCGACAGAUCGACUCCAACAUCCUUCUCUACAGGCCAGCAGAUGUGACAAGGUCAACGGUGCAGAAAGCGGUGGUAGUGAUAACAGAUAGUCCUCAGAGGUUGGGGCAGCUGAGGGAGAAGCUCUCUAUCGUCACGUCUGCCUGGUUUGCGCAACGCGACUUUUCCGACCACGAUAUUUUGAAGAAAUUUCGAGAAGGCCUGGUUAUCAGCUUGAAGAAGGAUGACGAGACAAAGGAUCAGAACUUGGGGCUUUCCCUGCGAGAAAUGAUUCAUGAAUUCAAGUACCAAACCCUUGUCCUAUUCAAAGCUCUGCUUCUGCAACCAAAGAUGCUCUUUUUCGGUACCAAGUGUGAACGGCUAUGCAUGAUACAGUUUUCCCUCAUCUCAUUAAUACCGGGUCUUAUGAAUCGCUUGCAAGACUCUGCCGACCCAGCAUUUGACAUGUACGCACAAACAGUGGAGAAGCCGACCUCCCUAAAAACAAGCGACAGAAGUUCUUUGCUGGCGUACAUGGGACUACCGUUACAAAUCUUUGGCAAGGGAAGCAUGUUCGGGCCAUACACCCCACUACAGCAGCUGGAUCUACUGGCAGAUCACGGAACCAAGUCAUAUGUCGUUGGCUCUACGAACUCUCUAUUGCUGCAGCAAAAAGAUCGCUAUAGCGAUAUACUGGUCAAUCUUGACGAUGACACUCUCACCAUCAACUCUCCUUCUCUCAGAAACGCCCUGGCUCUCUCUGUCGCGGACAGGCGCUGGAUCGACCUUCUCACUCAAAUUAUCAAUGAGACCUGGGAUGAUGCACAUCCCCAGCAGCCCAAGACGCAUGGCUACAUGGGCUCCGAGGAGUUUAUUAGGCUCCAGUUUGAAGAGUACUUACUCGCAUUGCUCUCCUGCAUGCAGUAUCAUGAGGAGCUCAGCUCUUCAACUACUGGUGAACCGGGUGGGCGAAGCCGUGCUCAGCUGGAAGCCUAUAAUAUCGAGGGCGACCCAGCGCUUGAAUUCAAUGCAGAAUUCUUAGCGCAGUGGAGCACCACGCCUAAUUAUGCAUUGUUCAAGCACCUCACUUCUGAUGCGCUGCUAUUCUCGAUUGUCGAGCCUCGUCACCCGUGCGCAGGUGGUCUCACUAUCGAUGACGUUCAACGACGUGUAACCCAACAGGUUGCUGAGUUGCAUCUAGACGAGCGCGUGCGGGAAGGUCGCGAGGCCUUGAAUAGACAUCUUUCGACAGGCCAAAAGAAAGUUAGUGCUGCGUUCAACAGCUUUUGGGCCGAUAUUGAAUCUAUGCGAGAAGCCCAACGGAAAAAGACCGAAGAAAGAACCACACCUUCGCAACGGUCCUCACUGGAUAGAGGAUCUCGAAACUCACCUCCAUUCUCGCCUUCUGACACCGCUUCGAUUAACUCCACUGGAGGGUCUUCGUGGUUCGCUGGACGGAAGGCCCCCGCGGUGGAUAUGACCCAAGCACAGGCAUCAGUCAGCGCUGUGAGCCAGAAGGCGGGUGCCUACUUCAGCUCUUGGGGCACCUGGGCCAGCGAGAAACGGAAGGAAUGGCAGGAGAAGAAGACCACGUCAACGUCUCCUAGCACAGCUACGCCCCCGGUUCCCACAUUGACCUGCAGCACAGAAACCGGUGAAGCAGACCGAGGCAGACUGUCCAUGCAGUCACGACGGAGCGAAGAUUUCUCGACGCUAUCCCGAAGUGGAAGUAGGAGAAAGCGGUGGAGCAACAUACUUCUUCGACGCGAAAGCGGCGAGUUCAGCCGUAAGGAUGACACGGCGGUGGAUAGCGACGAACCAGAAAAUACGUAUUCAAAAUCACCCCUUUCGCAUGAGGCCCCUGCUUUCAGUGAUAAGACUCACAGUGAGGAAGUGGCUAGUCGGUCAGAUGACAUACCUCAGCACGAAGUCGCCAAUAAGGAGGAGGACAAGACCACAGUCUUAGACGAGGACGUCCAAGCAGCAACAGAAACCCAGGCAAGCCCUCUGUCGCUGCCGUCCCCUCACAAAGAAGAACUUCCUUCGCGUACCUGCGAUAUACCCAUCGAGAAAGCAGGCGAAUCAUGA
Aspergillus saccharolyticus JOP 1030-1 is the source of this 2319-nucleotide messenger RNA. RefSeq names its product putative Avl9 protein. The transcript has 10 exons. Gene Ontology annotation, cellular component: cytoplasm. The record is from RefSeq and is a predicted model, not a curated record. Bases 1 to 2319 code for a protein of 772 amino acids. Lineage: Eukaryota; Fungi; Ascomycota; Eurotiomycetes; Eurotiales; Aspergillaceae.